Durio zibethinus is the source of this 745-nucleotide messenger RNA. The record is from RefSeq and is a predicted model, not a curated record. Lineage: Eukaryota; Viridiplantae; Streptophyta; Magnoliopsida; Malvales; Malvaceae.
CUCUAUACAGCCCUCCGGUGCGCACUCUCUGAGGUUUUACGAUCUGCAGCCAGCUUUGAUUGUGAGAUUUUUCACAAUGCCUCGCCAUCAGUUAGAAAACAACACAAUGCAGGCAAAUGUUAGAACUUACUAUCAGCAAUUUGAGCAGCAACUGACCCAGAGCUUAAUCGACCAAAGGAUCAAGGAACAUCUUGGCCAAGCUGCUGUUUUCCAGCAGGUUGGAGCUGCUUUUAAUCAACAUCUAAUGGCUCAGAGGCCCCGACUUCCUGUGCUUCCAACACAUAUUAUGCCCAUUCCAGGGGCUGCACCGUUACCUGUAAAUCAACUAAUGGUCCCAGGAAUUAGGCCUCCUGUUCUGCCAAGACCAGUUCCAGGUGCUCCAGGUUAUAUUCCUGUUCCAGUCAUGCCACCAAUGAUGGGACCACCUGGUGCUCCUUCCUUGCCUGGUCAAGUAAAUGGCCUUCCAUGGCCUCCUACAUUGGCUCCCCCCAACAACAGUUCCUGGAGCUGCAAUGACACCCACUUCUUCUAUUGGAGCACCCAUAAUGGCUACGCCAGAAGCUAAUCAUUAAUCUGGUUAAACUCGCAUGCUUUGCUUCCAUAUCUUAAGUAAGAGAUUAAGUAAGCCCAUGUAUUUUAUUGAACAUGAAGCUUUCCAAUUAUCAAGGGUGUAUGGUAAUAUUUUUUAGAAGGGGAGUUUGUGUAUUAGACUUGAAGCAUAUGGAGAAUGUGAUAACUUGAUAAA